AUGCCCCCGGAGGCGUCUCUCGCCCCACCCAAUGCGGCCAGGAUCUGCCAGUUUUACAAGAACGCCUACCGUUUUGCCACCUUGUACGACAGAGAGAAGCGCAUCCCGAUCUAUUCUGCUUAUAAGUGCAAACAGGGAAAGGGCCAGAGGUAUGAAGGCUGGAUGAUAGAACCCCAGCUUGUAGACCCCAAUUUAGGAAAGAGCAUGGCGGAUGAGUGGGACACCAACAUGGCUGCUGCUGAGAUAGAAAAGAACCAGGCCGUGUUAGAAGAUUACAGGCAUGCACUGAACAUUGGAAAGGGACACCUGAAUCCAGUCUGCCAUCAGCCUGACGAAGACAGCAGAGCUGCGACGUUCACCUUGACCAACGUCGUGCCGCAGUUUAGCAAGCUGAAUCAAGAAGCGUGGGCCAACUACGAGAACCGGAUCAAGAAAGAAGCACACGUUUGCAAGGACCUGUAUGUCAUUACUGGAGUGGUGCCCGGGGAUGAGUACAUCUCGGACGGCAGGGUGAAUAAGCCCAGCCAUAUCUGGUCCGCGGCCUGCUGCGUGCACGAGAAGGGUCGCCGAACUUCGUGGGCUGCCAUCGCAAAGAAUGACGAGAACCACGUGAAAGAAGAGAGCCUGGAGAAACUGAAGAAAGAGCUCGCCGAACUUUAUGGGAUAGGGAAAGUGGAUCUUUUCAAUAACGCUUGUAAAUAGGGACAGGGCUGCACAAAAGAAUAACUGAAAAUGGCAAUGGACAAUAGCCAUUCAUUCUGAUUGUACAGUAGGGUCCCCUUAUCCGUGGCAUCAAUAUCCACUGAUUCACUUAU
Pogona vitticeps (central bearded dragon) is the source of this 815-nucleotide messenger RNA. RefSeq names its product endonuclease domain-containing 1 protein-like. Gene Ontology annotation, molecular function: nucleic acid binding; metal ion binding; hydrolase activity. The record is from RefSeq and is a predicted model, not a curated record. NCBI's taxonomy places the organism in Eukaryota, Metazoa, Chordata, Lepidosauria, Squamata, Agamidae.